Molecule: messenger RNA, 1140 nt
Organism: Cooperia oncophora
Lineage: Eukaryota; Metazoa; Nematoda; Chromadorea; Rhabditida; Trichostrongylidae
Source: the annotation of a GenBank genome assembly
AUGAGAAAACUGAAGCGGAGUGGAAGUCAAAACGAGGUAGUUGUCGUUAGUGUCAAAGGAGAUCGUAAUGGAGAACAGUUUGUAGAACUGUUCGAGAAAAAGCGCAAGAAGUAUAAAGUCCACGUACAAAGCUACAUUAAGUUGGAAAUUGACGAGUCGUUAAAUUCCUCUUUGGUGGCACGAUUUGAAGAAGUCACGUCAAACAUUGUGAUCCUCUAUGCUACAAAACCACAUGCAUUCUCAAUUUUUGCCGCCGCUUCUGAAUCGCUCGAAAAGAACAAGGUAUGGAUGGUAAACGAAGCCGCCAGUAAAGCUAAUAAUGUACCUGAUGGGGCGAUUGCUAGCCGUCUUAGUCAGACACCACUUUCUGCGCUUCGGAAUUCAUUUGCCUCAAUACGGAAUGGGUUAAGAUUUCUGGAUUCUCUGAACGGGACGAUUAAUCCGCCAACUGGAUGUGGAAAGGACCCUUCUCUAUCUAUAUGGGUCAACGAUCACGGUCCACACCUACUAAGCGCCAUCUGUUCAACCGCGACCAGCAAAAUCACAUUCAACGAGCAAUGUGAAAGGAUCAGCGUGGACUACGAUAUAGUCAAUUAUAAUGAGGGCUAUAGAGAAGUUGGAGUAUUGCAUGGCUCUAGCCUUCGUCUCUCGGAACAGACCAUUCAUUGGGCAGGAGGUGGUGCAAAGCCGCUCGAGAUCACCCUCCCGAAACAUCUUAGAGCAGUCACAAUCCAUGAUCCGCCGUUCGUUUACACCACUCCAAUUAUUUCUCUAACCGAAUGCAAGAACCUUGGGCCCGUUGCUGUCGUAUUGACCAAUAUGGACGCGGUCAAAGUGGACGGGCCAUGGUACCCAUGUCCAAAAUAUGCCUACAAUCAUACUUCUCAUCACUGCUGUGCAGGAUAUGCAAUAGAUUUGUUGUCCAAUUUGUCACUACCAGAGCCCAACACCACUAUUGACACGAGUUUCACGUUCUCCCUACACUUAAACGACAGUUAUGGAGCUGUAAUUCUUGGAGAAAAGGGCUACAUCCUUACUGGCGCACUGGGCGAACUGGACAGUGAUCAGGCAGACCUGGCUAUUGGUGGAAUGACAAUCAAUCCUGAAAGGGAAAGGUUCAUCAGUUCUUUCAUUUAUUGA